Messenger RNA from Paraphaeosphaeria sporulosa, 931 nucleotides. RefSeq names its product cyclohexadienyl dehydratase. The transcript has a single exon. Bases 88 to 903 code for a protein of 271 amino acids. The record is from RefSeq and is a predicted model, not a curated record. NCBI's taxonomy places the organism in Eukaryota, Fungi, Ascomycota, Dothideomycetes, Pleosporales, Didymosphaeriaceae.
CCGCCACAGUAGAAAUAGCUUCAACAAAUCGCUGUAAAGUCGAGAAGAUUCCGCAUUGCUAGCGAAGUCUUCCACGUCUCGCCCACAAUGAAACCACUAUCCAUCGCCGCACUGCUUACCGCCGGGGUUGGACUUGUCACAGCGACAACUUCACCAUCUAGCAAUGUGCUCGACGACAUCAUCGCACGAGGCUAUCUCCGAGUGGGCACGACAGGAGACUACGCCCCCUUCACUCACGUCACCAAGCUCACCAACUCGACUACCGGAACCGACCUAAUCGGCGCCGACAUCGACAUGGCGGAAUCGCUUUCCAGCGCGCUCGGUCUCACAUCGCCUCCCAUCUUCGUCAAAACGGUCUGGGCCAAUCUCGCCACCAACAUCUCCACAGGCGCUUUCGACAUCGGCAUGGGCGGCAUCAGCAUCACGCUCGCCCGCGCACUGAAGGCCUUCUUCUCAACACCCGUCCUGCGCGUGGGAAAAGUAGCUUGUGUGCCGUGCAGCCGGGUCAGCGAGUUCUCCUCCCUCGCAGCCAUCGACCGUGCGGGCAUCAAAGUGGCGACGCCUGCCGGAGGCAGCAACGAGGCGUUUGACCGCGCGAACUUCCAGACGGCGGAGAUCGUCGUGUAUCCGGUCAAUUCGGACAUUUUCCGGGCGUUGCUGAACGAGACCGCUGAUGUGGUCGUCACGGAUCGAGUGGAGGCGGAGCUCUGGGCGGGCUUGUAUCCGGAUGUGUUGUGUGCUGUUCAUGCUGAGACGCCGUACAGCUUCGAGGAGCUCGGGUACAUAAUGCCCCGGGAUGUGGUCUGGCAGAACUUUGUGAAUGAGUGGUUGAGGAUUCAGCAGGGGAGUGGGGCGUGGAAUUCCACUAUGGCGGCGUGGAUGAAAUAUGACUGGGGUCUUUGAGCGCGGGGAUGAGUUUAAUGAAGGUGUG